UCUCGCCGUCCCUAAUUAAAAACAAUACAGCGCCAUCUAGUGUUCACUUCAAAUACAAACAAACGCGCCACUGCUGUUAUCAUAAUAACGUGACCUCCUCUCUAACAAAAUAUACACUUUACGGUGUUUAACAGAGCUCAUAAUCAAAAUACUCUAAUGAAACCCAUAACACUUACACGUUUAACCCUGUUUACAUGGUAGAAUCACGGCGUUUCGAGCUCAGUAAAGCGGAACUGAUGCGCGUCGUUUUUGUUUCCGCCGGACACAGAGAGCGCUGAACUUACAAAACAUAAACACAACAGAUUUUCACCACCAUGCUUGUUCAUUACAGCGGGGUUCUGCUGUAAACGAAGCCGCUAUGAGGGUUGCUAACAGGCUGUUCAGCAGUGAAUGGAGGAGGUUUUUGAGCAGGGAUGUGUCCUCAUACACACAAGGACAGAGUCCCGAGGCGAGAAUCAGAGAGUAUUUCUACUAUAUCGACCAUCAAGGACAGCUGUUUCUGGAUGACACCAAGGUGAAAAACUUUGUCACCUGUUUCAAAGACCAGCACUUCUUAGUGUUCUUCUUCAACCGUCUGAAGGUCAAUCAGAGCAGCCGAUAUGAACAGGACUUCCCCUUCCUCUCGCUCUGCGGACGCGAGCGUAACUUCCUGCGAUGUGAAGACCGGCCCGUGGUUUUCACACACCUGGUAUCGGAGGCGGGGCACGAGGAGCGUCUGUCAUACUGUGGAGGCGGAGCCAAACUGACCGCUCCGUUCCGCCCAGAAUCUCUCUUCAUGCACCCAGUCAGCGGUAGAGUGUACCAUCCCGGACCGGAGCGGGGGGGAGGCGUGGGGUUGGUACGGUCAGCGCUGGCCAUUGAGCUGAGCACUCACUUUGAGUACGCCACGGGUCAGGAGAGCACGGGACAGCCCACUCAUUUCAUAUGGGCGGGGCAUCCACACACUCUAACCAAUGAGCUGGCCAAACAUUUUCCUGUUUAAAAAGAUGAAUGUGUGACGCUACAGUGAUUCAGUCAACCAACAGAUAGGUUAUCAUCAUUAAAAUCCUGCUGAAAUUAAUGUGUAUUUAGGUAUAACGUAUAUUCUGAACAUACUGCUGAAAUAAAUGUAUAUAUUGGGUCUUAUU
Sinocyclocheilus grahami is the source of this 1127-nucleotide messenger RNA. RefSeq names its product UPF0598 protein C8orf82 homolog. The record is from RefSeq and is a predicted model, not a curated record. The transcript has 3 exons. Lineage: Eukaryota; Metazoa; Chordata; Actinopteri; Cypriniformes; Cyprinidae. The coding region runs from base 359 to 982 and encodes 207 amino acids.